This is a messenger RNA of Stylonychia lemnae, 408 nucleotides long. Lineage: Eukaryota; Ciliophora; Spirotrichea; Sporadotrichida; Oxytrichidae. The record is from the annotation of a GenBank genome assembly.
AUGUCAAGCAGCAUCUGGAACCUUACUCAUCCACUAAGAACUGGAUAUGUUCAUUUAAAGCCUGGUGGUUGUGAGCAAUUUGGAACUGUCAUCAGACAAGGAAAGAUGAAGAAGACUGUCUCAGUGAUGGUGACUAGAUAUAGAUAUAACAAGAAAUAUGGACUUUGGCAAAGCAGAAACCAUCUAAAGCAUGUUCAUGAUGAAGAUGAAUACUGUAGAACUGGAGAUAAAGUAGUGAUUUCCACAUGCAAGAAACUGAGUAAUCUAAAGCACUAUUACGUGAGAAAUGUAAUCAAGCCAGUUGGUAGAGUCAACAUGUACGAGAAAGACAUAACCUAAUAUGAAAGGGACCAGAUUAAAUUCAACGAAAAUCUCAGAUAAAAUCUAGAAAGAAUGAUGAUCAUAUGA